Messenger RNA from Electrophorus electricus (electric eel), 2790 nucleotides. RefSeq names its product protocadherin 2 alpha 1 (gene pcdh2a1). The record is from RefSeq and is a predicted model, not a curated record. Gene Ontology annotation, molecular function: calcium ion binding. Gene Ontology annotation, cellular component: plasma membrane. Gene Ontology annotation, biological process: homophilic cell-cell adhesion. Lineage: Eukaryota; Metazoa; Chordata; Actinopteri; Gymnotiformes; Gymnotidae.
CUCUUAUCAUGAACUUUGCUUAAACAUAAAUACAUUCAAUAUCCGUCCAAAAAUGUGAAACGACAGUGAUUGCCGAGACAACAUAGCGUUAAAGUCCUCACUUAGCUCCAGCUCCAGAAGCAGCUCUGCAGCCUCUGCCUUAACCACCUUUCACCCAGUCCUUAUUCUUUCCUCUGCGGACCAUCACUGAUGUUGGGCUCAACGUGUCGCUGUCGGCCAGUAAAUGGCACAAAAGGCGCAGCCUAUUAAAAGGUUUGCAUAUAUCUAACAUUCAGUAAGAACAUCUCGCAAAUUCUCAGUUUUUUAACGAUACUCGGCAGUCCAGAGGACGUUCGGAGAGCAAACGGGUCAAGUUGACAUACUGAACGUUUGUUGAACAUGGCAUUGACGAUGAAGACUCCGGGAUAUGUGUACCGUUUAACGUUUUUCUUUGUAUUUUGGACGACAUGGAGAAAGGCUUUGUCCGUCACUCGUUACUCUAUACCGGAGGAGAUGGAGAGGGGAUCCGUCGUUGCCAAUCUAGCCGCAGAUUUGGGAUUAGACAUAAGUGGCCUGGCUCAGCGAGAGGUAAAGUUAGACAUAUUUCACAACAAAAAAUAUUUAGAAGUAAACAAAAGAACUGGGGAACUGUAUAUUAUAGAUAAAAUAGACAGAGAAGACAUAUGUCAAGCUAAAACAAAGUGUUUUGUUAAAUUGGAUCUCAUAAUCGAAAGCCCUUUACGUAUAUUCAACAUUGAACUGGGCAUCACUGAUAUAAACGAUAACGCACCGCAUUUUCGAAGAGAAAGGAUUGAAAUGGAUGUGUCGGAGUCUGCCUCACCAGAAGAGAGAUUCUCUUUACCCAGUGCUUUUGACCCGGAUGUAGGUAUUAACACGGUUGACUCUUACAGACUUAGCAAUAGUGACCAUUUCACUAUAGAUAUUCACUCUGGUAGUGAUGGAACAAAAUAUGUCGACUUGGUCCUGAUGAAGGCACUGGACAGAGAGGAACAGGCUGUCCAUAAUCUCAUUCUCACUGCCGUCGAUGGCGGAGUACCUGCACGCUCCGGAACUGCUAAUAUUAUUGUUCGCGUGCUGGAUACCAACGACAACGCGCCUCAGUUUGACCGCACAGUUUACUCUGUAAACAUGAGUGAGAAUUCGCCGAUUGGAACCCUUGUCACUAAACUAAACGCAUCUGAUGUGGACGAAGGCUCAAAUGCGGAAAUAACAUAUUCAUUUACGCUUUAUACGUCUGAGAAGACGCAAGAGGUAUUCGAUUUGAAUUCAAAAACUGGUGAGAUAACUGUUAAAGGCACAGUAGACUUUGAAGAUAUGAAAAUAUUUGAAAUGCAUAUCGAGGCGAAAGACAACGGCCCCAUUCCGCUGUCCGGUCAGUGUAGAAUAACACUACACAUAAUGGACAUGAAUGAUAACUAUCCGGAGAUAACGAUAAAAUCACUGAAGAAUACUGUAAAAGAGGACAUCCCCGUCGGCACAGUGAUCGCUCUUGUUGCUGUAAGCGACAGAGACACGGGAGAUAACGGUAAAGUUAAUCUUACAAUAAAUAAGAACCUACCAUUUACUUUGAACAAAUCCUCAGAUUAUCACUAUGAACUAGUGGUCUCAGAAAAUUUAGAUCGUGAAAUAAUUCCAGAAUAUGAGAUCACUUUACAAGUGACAGAUGGCGGAAAUCCUCCAUUGUCUGAUAAUGAAACUAUAACCGUGCACUUAUUAGACAUAAAUGAUAAUGCUCCCCAGUUCCCACUGACUUUCUAUAGUAUAACUGUUAUGGAGAAUAACGCGCCUGGGGCAUUGCUAAGUUCCUUAACUGCCAAUGAUCCAGACCUCCAUGAAAAUCAAUAUCUAGUUUAUUUCAUAAUAGAAAAGGAAAUAGUGAACACCUCCAUGUCCAUGCUGUUCUCCAUCAAUCCAGAGAAUGGAAACCUUUACGCAUUAAAGACGUUUGAUUAUGAGAUAGAGAAGGAGUUCCUUUUCCACAUCGAGGCCAGAGACUCUGGUGUUCCUCCACUCAGCAGUAACGUUACUGUUCACAUUAUUAUUAUGGACCAGAAUGACAACACACCUGCCAUAGUGUCUCCAUGGCGUGCGCACGGAUCAGUGGUGGAGGAGAAAAUACCCAGAUCCACCGAUAAAGGAACUCUGAUAGCCAAAGUUAUUGCUAUUGAUACCGACUCAGUCCACAACUCCAGGAUCACAUACCAGUUUCUGCAGAACACUGACGCUACAUUAUUCAGCUUGGACCAGUACAAUGGAGAGAUCCGGACCAUGAGAAUGUUCAGCUACAGAGACUCACGCCACCAACGGCUGGUGGUGAUCGCCAAGGACAAUGGAGAGCCCUCUCUGUCUGCUACAGUCACCAUCAAAUUGUCCACAGUGGAGACCGCACUUAAAACAUAUGCUGACAUGACUGAAGUGCCUUUAGAAUAUGACAUCUUCUCAGACUUGAACCUGUAUCUGGUGAUCGGACUGGGCUCGGUGUCAUUCCUGUUACUAAUCACUAUAUUGGUCACCAUCGUACUGAAGUGUCAGAAACCGAAGCCCAGUAAAGCGGCUCCUCCGUGUAGGAACAGUGUGAUCAGUGAGAGGAACUCUACCAUCGCAGAUUCCACCCUGGUCUCCAAUGAUGCCUACUGGUACAGCUUGUUUCUAGCAGAGACCAGGAAAGGAAAGCUAGUAGUUAGACAGCCAGUGCCAAAGGGGGCGCGAUACAUUGUGUCCAGUAUACCGAGGAGCACGGGACUGACCGAGACUAGUGACUCAGCCGCAUCUACUUUACAGGUAAGAUAG